Messenger RNA from Myxocyprinus asiaticus (Chinese sucker), 4355 nucleotides. Its product is annotated as leucine-rich repeat, immunoglobulin-like domain and transmembrane domain-containing protein 3. NCBI's taxonomy places the organism in Eukaryota, Metazoa, Chordata, Actinopteri, Cypriniformes, Catostomidae. Bases 274 to 2220 code for a protein of 648 amino acids. The transcript is spliced from 4 exons. The record is from RefSeq and is a predicted model, not a curated record. Gene Ontology annotation, molecular function: protein binding.
AACCUUAGUAACCUACUCAGCCUUGAGAAAUCCUUUCUAAUCUAGAUUCCCCCAUCCCAUCCCUGGCCACCCCUCCCAAUCCUCCCACUCUUCUCGGUUUCCAGGGUGCCUCUUCGCUGUUAGCAUGCUAAACAGAAUGCAUGCUGCAAUGCACUUUUCUUGCUUUUAUUUCUCUUUGAGGACUGAUAAAUGUGUUCUUGUCCACUAAUGGUUGAGUGCUGGGAUCUGAUGUGUGUGAUUGUGCGUGGCAGAGCUGGAUCAGCUGAGUGAAGGAUGUAUCGUCUGCUGGUGGCCCAAGUCCUUCUGGGCUGCUGGAGUGUGGCACAGCCUUUCUGUCCUUCCCAGUGCACCUGUGUGUACCACGGACACAGUGAUGGCACUGGUACCAGGUCUGUUCUAUGCAAUGAUCCUGACAUGUCAGACAUUCCAGUUAAUGUUCCUGUGGACACCAUGAAAUUGCGGGUAGAGAAGACAGCUGUGCGUCGAGUGCCCACUGAGGCCUUCUACUACCUGACAGAAUUACGCUACCUGUGGAUAACAUACAAUUCCAUCACCACUGUGGAUCCUGGCAGUUUCUACAAUCUGAAGGUUCUUCAUGAGCUACGACUGGAUGGGAACAUGAUCUCUACCUUUCCCUGGGAGUCUCUGAAAGAAAUGCCCAGUCUGAAGACCUUGGAUCUGCACAACAACCGACUGACUAGUGUUGCUGUGGAGGCAGCACCUUACCUGGUUAACAUCACCUACUUGGAUAUUUCUAGUAACAAGCUAACUACCCUUCCCUCUGACCUGGUAGACAUCUGGCCUCCAUUUUCUGGCAUUCUGACCAGUACAAAUCCUUCACAAAAGACUGUUCUUGGUCUGCAGGAUAAUCCCUGGUACUGUGACUGCCGGAUUUCAAAGCUCAUUGAGUUGUCGAAGAUGGCCAACAUACCUGUGGUGCUGAUGGAUCAGUUCCUGACAUGCAGUGGACCAGAGAACCUAGCUGGUGUUCUGUUCCAGCGGGCUGAACUGGAUCAGUGCCUCAAGCCAUCAGUUAGGACCUCAGCCACUAAGAUCACUUCACCACUGGGCAGCAAUGUCCUUCUGCGCUGUGAUACCACUGGUUUCCCUACCCCCACCCUUCUGUGGACCAGAACUGAUGGAUCAGCAGUCGAUAACACAGUUGUGCAGGAAUCUCCAGGUGAGGGCGUUCGUUGGUCCAUUCUCAGUUUGCAUAGUAUCAUUUUGAAGGAUGCUGGCGAUUACCGUUGCAAGGCCAAGAACGUUGCAGGGAGUGCUGAGGCAUACAUCACCCUGUCUGUGGAUGGGGUGGAAACUGAGACACAGCCAACAUUGCUGAACAUAACUAGGAGGCCAUAUGCAGAUUCCAAACUUGGUCAGCCCAUGACAUCUUUUUCAGGGACUGGGAUCACAUUUUCUACUUCCUUAAGCCCUGCCUUGCUUACAACCAAAACUGCCAUAUCUACACAGUCACCUCUAUCAACCAAGAAGAGUCUGGGACCAGGCGGAGGAGUACAGAGAUCCCCACCUGCUGGAGACAAGCCAGCUAAGAUCCAGCAAAGCAAGGGUGGAAAAGGUCAAAUGAACAACAAGACAAAAAAGAAAGCUGAUGUCAGAGACAUUGAGGUAGUGGAGGAGACAAGUGACACAGCAGUCUUGCUAUGGACAGCUGAAGGCUUGUCUAGCAACACACCCUUAACUGUGGUCUACUUUCCAUAUGAUGCAAAAGAUGAUAAAGUGUCAGUUGAUGCAGAGGUGGGGCAGGGGAAACUUCUCUUGGAAUAUUUGAUGCCUAACCAGCUCUACACAGUGUGCUUGGUUACUAAGUCUUCGGCAUCUGGGAAAGAGCAAUGUGUGGAUUUUAGUACUCUGGAUAACACUGGGGAUGAUGGACAGAACAAAUUUCUGAUGAUUGCCAGUGGGAUUGCAUGUGUAGUUGCAGUACCUCUCAUUGUGGUGCUGCUCUACAAGAUCUUGUGUCUCUACUGUAAAGGAAACAGCAGCAGGAGCAAUGGACCAGAUGAUGACCUUUCAAAAGAGACAUAUGUAAAGUUUGAGACACUUACCAUGAAACAAAGGACUCUGAAUGGGCAGGCAAAUGAUCUCUGGCCCCGAAGGCAGACUCAGGAAUCAGAGAGAAUGCUCCUCUGCUCACGUUCAAGCAUUGACUCUCAAAUGACAUACAAGAGUGACAGUUCUAGAUCUGAGUACCUGUGCUAAUGUAUAGCCUCAUUAUUAUGGCAUAUCAUCUUUGAAGUGUUUUUCUUUCUAUACACAUGGUAUUAGACAAGAUGUGGCAACAUCAGUUUUUAAAGAUUAGGUUUUGGAUAUUCAUUUUGUUGCCUUACAAGACUUCUCUUAACUCAAAUUUGUAUUUUCUGUCUCAUCUCUCAUUUUUAUAAAUUAAUCAUUUUGUUCACCCAAACAAACAUAACUAUAUAUUUGUUUUUGUUUUUUAAUGAAAUGCAAAUAUACUUAAUGUUAAUAUUGAGUAUUUUUGUGUAUGCCAAUAAAUGAUUAUAUAGUUUUACAUACAGUCAUGAUAAAUGUAAUAAAUAAAUGUGUACUGCCUUUGAUGUAUUUUCUUUAUUCUAUCUCGGAAUCACUGGGAGGAUUUGGGUACCUACACACUACAGAAAGAAUUUGAUGGAUAUGAAGUAAUAUCUAAGGUUGUUGAAAGAAUUGUGUGAGUUUGAAAUCAAGUUGAAAUACAGUGAACUGAAUUUUCAAAAGAACAGCUGAACCCGCCUCUCUGAAAUUCGUAUUGGCUAAUUGUGUGUUGGAGCAAAAGUUGAAAUGUGCUCAACGUAUGGUUGCAUGACUGAGUGUCACUUUCGCAAAUCCUUGCUUUAUGUUCUAACAAUGCACAAUCCCAAUUGAAGUCAAAGGAAUCACAGCAUUCUCUGACACAGCAUAAACUAUUAACUUUACUGCUUUUUAGUUGUUUUAUGUUCAAAUAGUCAGUGAAUGGCAAUGAAAUGUUGACAUUCCAAAUUUACAGCCUCUACUUUUCUUAUGGUUUAAUGUCACUUGUCUUUUUCAAAUCUAAAAUUGCUGGCUAAGUAUGUUAGAUAGGGAUCAGAUAGUAGAAUCGUACAAUAAGAGACACUUUAUUGGUUACAUCUAUUUUCUGUGGUUUCUGUGCUAAUGUGUCUGGGUGUGUCUACAUUGUUGAGUCAUCAUGCUGAUAUCAUGCAUUCUUCUAAAUGCAACAGGUGUAUUUCUGUGUGUCUCUGUCCUCCCUCUCCUUUUUCUCUUUUUUAAAGUCUCUUUCUAUCUCUUUCUGUCUUUAGUUCCCGUUUACUCAUAUAUGUUUAUGCACUUGCUUGUUUAAACAUGUUUAUCUGGUGUGUAUCUGUAUUUGUGUUGUGUGUGUCACUGACAUGGCCAUAUUUCCAUCAUGUUCCAUCCGCAUAAAAUAGCUAAAUGUACGAUUUUAUGGUAAGAGAGCAUUGGAGGUCCAUUUCCAUGAUGACCUCAAGAACACACACAUUUAUUUUUCCGUCAUGGUGGAGACUUUCAUUCUAUUUCUAUUGUUUGUAUACUGAGCAAAUAAUAUUUGUUUUCUUUCCAAUAACCCUACUUCUGCCCCUAACAUUCAGAAACCUUUCUGCAUUUUUAUAUUUUUAUUAAAACAUUAUCGGGAUGUUUUUUAAUCAUUUUCCUCAUAGGGACAAUUGCCUGAGCGCCUUUAAAUGCACAAUCUUACACCAAUUAUGCUUAUAGAUUUACUCAGUAAUUAUUUCCUCAUGAAAAAAGUUUAACUCCUAAAGACAUGAAUUGUAAUUAUGCAAUAUAUGUAGGAAAUCAUGACCACACACAUUUAAAUGAAGACUCCAGUCAUAUCACUAACCUUAUAAAAGCUGUUUUAUUCUACAUGGAGAGGGUCCAUACAUGGGGGCUGCCAUUUUUGACUCACAUGACCAGCCGAAUACUACUUGCUUAAUCUCAGUAACUGUCCUGUUAUUUGACACUUUCACUCACUGAUUAAAGUAAUCAUGGCUAACCGGGAAUACUAAAUUUCUACAAUGGCAUCUAAAACUGAAAACUAUUGAUUUUAAAUGAUGCUGCAUCCAAGCCACUAGGUGUCAGUGUAAGUCCAAGAUGACACAAGGACAAAAGUUACAAAGCAUGCACCUUUAAUUAACCAACAAUGUGUGUGGUCAUGUCAAUGCCUUAAACUGUUUUCCUUUUUUCAGGGCAGAUCAUAAAUCAUAUGAUCAUAAAUAUUUUAAGGGUAAACUGUUUGGCACACAUAGAUUUUUGCCCAUUACCCAGAGUUUGUAUUGUCCUGUGUGUAAACAUGCAUGCCUGUUUAAGUUUUGAUGUAAAAAGCAAACAAAAUAAAUAAAUAA